This is a messenger RNA of Canariomyces notabilis, 2553 nucleotides long. RefSeq lists its product as uncharacterized. The record is from RefSeq and is a predicted model, not a curated record. Gene Ontology annotation, cellular component: cytoplasm. NCBI's taxonomy places the organism in Eukaryota, Fungi, Ascomycota, Sordariomycetes, Sordariales, Chaetomiaceae. The coding region runs from base 1 to 2553 and encodes 850 amino acids. The transcript is spliced from 2 exons. Gene Ontology annotation, molecular function: protein binding.
AUGGACUCGGAAGACGGCGAGUUUUUCGUAAAGCAACUAGCUAGCUUUGUGCGCACGCACGAAAAGGCUCUCGCAAAUGCACUCCAGUUUCGGCGACAGAACGCGCCUCGGCAUGGAUCAUCGCAGAGCGUCUCGUCCGUCCCACCAGUACCGGUCGCUUCCGCGCCGGCCGUUCCGGAGCGUCCCUCGACAUCGGCUUCUACCACGAGCACCCUCGCCGCUGCCUUCUCGCUCGGGUCGCUAAGCUUUACAUCACAUACCGUUAAGUCAGCGAAGUUGGCCCUUACACCGCACCAUCUGUUCUACUUGCUCUCGCGGUUCGAGGAAUUAGGUAUCCCCGUAGGACCGAUGAAGAUUCGUCUCGAGAACCUACAUGACACCACCGCUUCGGCAAACUAUGUGUCUUUCCUAGGGCAGUCCCAACGUUCCAAAAGCCGGGGAUCUGACGUGGGCUCAAUCCGCUCUGUCUCAAGCAUCAGGAGCGUCAUGUCGGGCAUGUCUGCCCUAUGGGCUAGCUUUGGGAUUGGCUCGAGCAUAUCCGCUGCCCGAACAGAGAGGCAAAAGGCUGCCAUCCAGGCCGAUUUGAAGUAUCUGUAUUCCGCCUUCACCAAGAUCCCGUGUCUGAGGUUGGCUCCGGAUUGGCGAGCACGCCUUAUCAGGGGCUAUGAAGAAUUCCCCUUUGACUCGGCCGUGCCCCUGUAUGUGUUCAAAAACGUACAAGCGCUCGAGGUGAGCGACAUUGACUUCAGGCAAUUCUUCGGCUGGGACAGGCUUGCCGAGCAGCUUCGAUCCCUUACGCUCAAGCGUGCCAGCGUAGAUGAUCCCGCAGACGUCUUGAUUGAUAUCGUACUGGAUGACAUGGACAAGCGACGUCGCCGCACGUCCAAGAGCCAGUCAUCGCCCACCACCCCCUGGGCCGCAGCAGCAAGUCCUCGGAGAAGUCCGACAGUAUCCAAUGUCGACCUCCACAAGGCUACCUCGACCCCGGGUUCGCCCGAGGCUCGAAAGUCGACGGUGGACUUACCUGUUGGGUCAUUGAACAGCGAGGCUGGAGCGGAUCAAGAUGAAUCCAACGCAAUGGACAGCAGGCGACCGUCGAUCGUCAGGAUAGACAGCGACGAACCCAAGUCGCCCACCAAGGACUCCCGGCAACGAAGCCAUUCUCCUCGCCGGCCUUCGAGCUCGAGGAACGGAUCAGCCAACGUUCGUGGGUCUUACAAAAUCCGGCGAUCCGGGUCCGGAAGCUCCCAUUCAAGCCUUUCGGACUCCUGGCACCAUUCUCGCGGCAGCUCCUCGAAUCUUCUUGCCAUGGGCAUACUUCCCGCCUCGAAAUGGCGCUUCCUGAAGCAUCUCAGCCUGGCGGAUAACUCACUAACCACGAUUCCCGCAGCAAGCCUGGCCCCGCUUGCCAAUAGCCUCCAUUCUCUUGACCUCUCGUCCAAUCUAUUCACACAAAUCCCUGACAGCCUCGCUAAUCUCACUGCACUUCGUGCUCUCAACUUAUCCCAUUGUAUGAUAGAGUCUCUACACUCCCUUACCCGCAACCCGCUACCGGCCAUCACGGCGCUCAACCUGAGAGCAAAUCGGCUGCAGUCCAUUGCAGGAAUUGAGAAGUUGUUCCCACUCGAGAGGCUGGAUUUGAGAGAGAACCGCUUGACUGAUCCGAUGGAGUUGGCUCGGCUGACUGGAAUUCCGGAAAUACGCGAAAUAUACGUGGAAGGCAACCCGUUUACACGAACCCAUCGGGACUAUCGUGUCACCAUCUUCAACCUAUUUCGCAAGACACCGGGUUACACGGAGGAUAUCACGAUUGACGCCACUGGUCCGACACACGCCGAGAAGCGCUACUUGGUCGAGCGAGCGGAGGUGCCUCCCGCCGUACCCGUCGUCAAGCCUGAGCCCGCAGAAAUACCCGCCGUCGACGUCAGCAAGCCAGCCAUCAUCUAUGACCCGCCACCCAAGGAACAUGCUGUUCUCCGCAAAGAACGUCCCGUCCCAAGAGCCGCCUCGAGCGAAGUCAACACUAGCUCUACGCGACGUCGCAGGGCGCCCAAGCGGCGAAUAGUCGAUCUCGCUACUAAUGAUGGCGCUAUCCCCGUUGGACGUCCCGUUGAUUCCCAGGUAGCCAGCGUCAAGUCAGUCCCGGAGCCUGAAAACAAUUAUCGCAUUUCGCAACCGGUGGAGGCGCAGGAUCCGCCUCAGCCUAUCCUAGCCGGAAGCCCCGUUUCGCACAUGCAGGCAGGCGAUGUGCCUAGAAUCGAUACGAGUGUCUCGCCCGAAUUCCCUUCGAUUCUUGGGUCACCUGGGAGCAAUGCAGAUUGGGACGUGGGUGGCGAGCUUUACCGCCGCAAGAUUGAGGCCCUCCGUGAUAAGGUUGGGAACGGCUACCUGAGCGUUCUUAGCGAGGAGAGUUGGGAUCCUACUUCGCGAGCCUCGGACUACCACGAGGCUGCUGUAGAGUUCGGUGCUGCCUCUCCAACUUCGCGUCACAACCCCGCAACGAUAUCGCGACCCACUACCGUGCAAGCCAUCCAUAGUGGUGGACUUAGGUGA